Molecule: messenger RNA, 4007 nt
Organism: Wasmannia auropunctata (little fire ant)
Lineage: Eukaryota; Metazoa; Arthropoda; Insecta; Hymenoptera; Formicidae
Gene: Cds
Product: phosphatidate cytidylyltransferase, photoreceptor-specific
Exons: 11
Coding region: 304-1650 (448 amino acids)
Cellular component (GO): endoplasmic reticulum membrane
Molecular function (GO): phosphatidate cytidylyltransferase activity
Source: RefSeq, a predicted model, not a curated record
GUUGCUCGCCUCGCGCGUAAGUGCAACGCGACGCGACGCGACGCGACGCGACGUGAUCGUGAUGUGAUGUGAUGCGACGUGCGCCCGUCACGUCCGCUAAAACCGCACCGCUCGUCCGGACUCGCCGAAAUAUGUAAAUACGCGGUCGCGCGCGCGCGCUGUCUGUCUCUCUCUCUCGCUCGCUCGCUCACGUAUCAGCUGUCCGUUUCCUCCGGAGUCAUCCGGAGUUCACGUCUCUCCGCCGCAUCGCGCGGCCGACAAUCCGCGCGCGGGUGGUGAUCUCUAACUCGGCGAUCGCGAGCGAUGUCGGAGGUACGCAAGAGAACGGCCGUCGGGGGCGACGCGACGUCGUCGGCGGCGACGCGGGACGUCAGCGACGAUCAGAAGGAAGAUGUCGAAUCCGAAGAUGAUGCGAAAUUGGAGGUAGAGGAGUUAGCAAAGAGUCUACCUCAAGGAACUGACCAUACCCCACAUAUUUUAAGUUCUGUUCUCUCCGGUCUUCCAGAUCGUUGGCGAAAUUGGAUAAUUAGAACCAUUUUCACUUGGUUUAUGAUAGCCGGGUUUUGUCUCAUUAUUUACGGGGGUCCGUUAGCGUUGAUGAUUACAACGCUGAUUGUACAAGUGAAAUGCUUCGAAGAAAUCAUUAACAUUGGAUACGCUGUAUAUAGGAUCCAUGGUCUACCAUGGUUCAGAUCUUUAUCGUGGUAUUUUUUGAUUACCUCGAAUUACUUUUUCUAUGGUGAAAAUUUAAUGGACUACUUUGCGGUGGUGAUUAAUCGAACGGGAUAUCUACGUGUGCUCGUUACAUACCAUCGGUUUGUCUCAUUCUGUCUUUACAUUGUUGGCUUCGUAUGGUUUGUACUCUCACUCGUGAAAAAAUAUUACAUGAAGCAGUUUUCCCUGUUCGCCUGGACGCACGUCGCGUUACUCAUUGUUGUUACGCAGAGCUAUCUUAUCAUCCAGAAUAUAUUCGAAGGAUUAAUAUGGUUCAUUGUACCUGUUAGUAUGAUUGUUAUAAACGAUGUGAUGGCAUACAUGUUCGGCUUCUUUUUCGGUCGCACACCACUGAUAAAAUUGUCCCCGAAGAAAACUUGGGAGGGCUUCAUCGGUGGCGGUAUUUCGACCGUCAUACUUGGAUUACUGAUGUCCUACGUCAUGUGCCAGUAUCGCUAUUUCGUCUGUCCUAUCGAGUACAGCGAAGCUCUCGGAAGGAUGACUAUGGAUUGCGAACCGUCGAGCUUAUUUCAGCCGCAAGAGUAUACGUUGCCAAGCAGUCUUCAAGUGAUGUCAAGAAUGUUAAAUGGGAAGCCCACCUUGACGCUGUAUCCAUUCGUUCUACAUUCGUUGUCGUUGUCGAUAUUCAGCUCUGUAAUCGGCCCGUUUGGAGGAUUCUUCGCUAGCGGAUUUAAACGAGCGUUUAAGAUCAAGGACUUCGGCGAUGUAAUUCCCGGCCAUGGUGGGAUAAUGGAUAGGUUUGACUGUCAGUAUUUAAUGGCAACAUUCGUGAAUGUCUAUAUUUCUUCAUUUAUUCACACAGCCUCGCCUCAAAAAUUAUUACAGCAGGUUUACAGCCUCAAGCCAGAGCUACAGCUGCAAAUAUAUCAAACCCUAAGAGAUUCAUUGGAACAUAGGGACGUUAUACACAGAUGACAAUGCCAUCAGUAUCAAAUAAUUGUAAUUGUAAUAAUUUGUUAAACUGUGACGAAGUUUAUUUUGUAAUUUAUAGUCGUAUAAGGGUCAUAUGAUAAUGAUAGUACUGUCUAAUUGAAAAUCAACGUGGCCAGAGAUGAGAUAGAGAUUUUUGCUAAUCUUAUUUUUUUAUUUUAUUUUUUAUUAAAAGAGAUGAAUUUCGAUAUUAGAGAAAAAGAGCAUUUCUUUAAUAUAAUCGAUCUUUUAUGGAUCUCGUAUUAUUAAAAAUACUUUUAUUUAUACAUUAGAAUUGUAAUGCACAAGUCACAAAUAUCGGAGUAAAAGUUGUAAUAUGCUACUGUGAUUAACUCUGGCCUAAGAGUGUAAUCAGUUGGAUAGGUCUAUCAUAAUUUUAACUAUUUUCGUGCAUUCCAUUAGAUAGUUGAAUUUCUGUCGAAUGCGAUAGUUUAUAUUAAACUGCGGCAUAGCUGGAAAUAUGAGAUAUUUUUUUCUAAAAAAGAAAAUUGAACCAAAGAAAAUAAUGAAGAUCCAGUGUUAUACAUAGCAUUUAUUGCAAAAUUUUCUCCAUUUUCUAUAUAAAAAAAAACCGCCUGUUUUUCAAUUAGGUAUUACAAGAUAUAGACCAAGAGAACCAAAUGAUAUUUUUAUGUAAUAUAUAUUCUAUUUAAAUGAAAUAUAUCUUUACUUAUAAUACGCAGAUCUCAGUAGUUUCUAUUCGUAAUCGAAUUACUGUAAUUGCAUUUGAAAUCCGAUGCAGUAGAAACGAAUCUCUCGUUUUGUACAUAUGCAUAAUGCGUUUUAUUCUUUUAUGUAAAAUUUAUAUGAGAAAUGUUAAUAAUUCUAUGAGUAAUCUUUGUUUCAAUGAAAGGCAUCCGUUUUGUUAAAUUAUAAUGUUUCUUGCUAUGUAUAAGGGAAAAAUGCCCUACUAAUGUAUUUCUACGUUACAUACAUGUACUGUCGUUGAUGUUGUUGGGAUAACGGUUCUAUUUAGGAGUUUAGCAUUAUGCUUUCUUCUCUUCGUGUCGGAUAUAUUUGUUUAGCGGCUGUAAAAUAAACAAUUAGUCAUUUAUCUCUAGAUUAUAUUCAAAUAAAGUUAUUUGUAUUUAUAUUUUAUAUAAAUCGUUUUUUUUAAUUAUAUUAUUAUCGGAAUCUAGAAGAAAUUUUUUGAUUGAGCUGAAUUUUGGACAGAAGGGGUGGCCGACUUGACAAAGAAUUAUGCCCCAUAUAUAUAGCACACAUAGUGAGAGAAAAAGAUUAUUUAUAAAAAUGAUUAUUCAGGCAAAAUCGAUUUCUGUUUAUCAAUCGUCAUUUCUACUAGCUGGAAAGUAUGAUUAAUAAAUAGAAAUGGAUCUGUGUCUGUAUUACUGUUUGUAUUAGUGUAGUGGAACAAUUCUGUGGUGUAUUAUAUAAUUGAUGAAAAUAUGGCCAGGCUACUAUAAUUAAUUAAUAUCUAAUUUGCCUUGCCGUGUAAUAUGUGGAAACAUCUAAGCGGACAUUAGUUGAGAGAUGACGGUAGGAAUCGGAUCCUUUUGAUAGGUGUUAAAAAUUAUAACUUUUACUGUACUUUUCCCGAUUAGUUCCGAUCCACUUGUGUCCGUAAUUGUGCCAAUCUCUUGCUUGACGAAUGUUAGAUAAUCUUACGUAAAUUAUUACUUGCACGGAAUCGAUGUGUGGCACAAUCAAAACUAGCUUUCUGUGAUUAGAUUGACGUAAAUUAAGUACGCGUAAUAUGAACUAUGCGUUGCGUAUCGCAAAUUGAAAUGUGCUUGGAUCUCAAUAUUAUUGUCUUGGAAAUAGCGAACGAAUUCAACAAAUGUGCAUGCCAUUUCUAUCAGUUCAUGCAAAAACCAAUUCAUCUCUCUGUCGCCUCGCACUUCGAUCUUAGUUUCAGUAUUGCUAUUGUUCCACGUAUUGACGAUAAAUAUUGCAAGCAUCUAUUCUUCCGUUCGUUCGCUACUUGAAAGUUCUAUUUUUCAAUUGAACGUUCAAACGUAUCUUACGAAGAGAACAUAUGACGUAUUACAAAUAAAAAAUAUUCUGUUUGUAGAUUCCUUUUUAUUUCUUAUAUAAAACGACGUUUCUAUAGCGAAAACUUAUGUUUAGAAUUAAUGAAGAGAGAUAUUAUAGUGGCAGAUAAAUGGAUCAAACAUAUAUAUUACAUAUAUGUAUGUUUAUUUAAUAGAAAAUAUAUGAAAGAAAAGGUAUAUAUAUGUAAAUGUAAUAGAUGGAAGUUAUUUAAAGAAAUAUGUUACAAAUUACGUACAGUUUUAGACGCAAGAUCGAUGACUUUAAGUUUUAAUAUAUGAUGAUAAAUUUAUGUAGAGAUAAAAAAAAUAAAUAAAAUACUGAAAGAUUAA